AGCCUGGUGUUUCAUCAUUGAUGAGCUCUUUCCGCUGCAGUUGUUGAAAAUCAUUGCGAGGAUCUCUGAAUGGAUUGGAAGGGCACAGUGAACUACAGCCGGAACAGACCAAACGUAGCUCCACAAGACUGCAGGACUGCUCUGGGACACCUGUUCCCGGAGCUUCAGAGAGAUCACAGAUUGAUUGCUGACAAGCAGUACUGGGGAUCAGAGUUGCGUAUCCCCACCGCCAGCUUCGAGGAGGUCCUGAGCGAUGACAAGGCCGCCUACUCCUGGCUGACCACCCUGCGCAGGGUGGGCAUCGUGUAUCUGAAGGGCGCGCCAGCAGAGCAAGGCCAGGUGGCGAGGCUGAGCGACAGGAUCGGGUACCUGCGGUUGACCUUCUACGGAACUUUCCGUCACCCCUGCGGUGCUGAAGUAUUUGGUGAGGUGUUAGUGAACUGGCUGGGGAGACGGGACGUUUCCGGACGUCUCUCUGCCCGCCUCUGGGAGCGUGUGCGUGACGCUCGUCUGUCCCCCCCCGCCGGCAGCGUGGACGCCGACGGCCAGGUGGUGCGGAUCAACUACAACAACGCCACGCGGGACUCCGUCCUGGACGCGCCUCUGGAGCAGAUCCAGCCCUUCUACGGCGCCCUGAAGGCCUUCGUGGACCUCAUGGGCCGACCCCAGAACCUGGUCACCUACCGCAUGGAGCCAGGUGACGUGGUGACCUUUGACAACUGGCGCCUGCUGCACGGCAGGCGGAGCUACGUGUCGACUCGCGGGACCCCGCGCCACCUGGAGGGGGCGUACCUGGACUGGGACGAAGUCAUGUCCCGCCUGAGGAUCCUCGGGAAGGCCAUCCGUGGGGACAGCUAGUCCGCAGAAGCCGGGACAGGGGUGCCCGCUGUCCCCUGCGAGCUGCCAGCACCAGGACUUUGAAUCACGCCCGGGCACUGGACAGACACCCUUCUUCCACCAAAAUUAUAAGGCCAGACGAGAAAGGGGAGGACUGUUCUUUGGCUGGUGAUUUCUAUUUAAUUUGUCGACAGAUUUUUUUUGGCCUUUGACAGGUUGCCAUUUGGGUAGAGCAGGUCUGAUCAGCCCUGAAGAUCCUCAGUGCAGCACGUCCUUAAUUGGUUUAGCAAGGUAAAUCUUUCACUUCAGUCCCUGCAGUGCAGCUGAGCUCUGCAUUUCUUCGUCAGACUCCCGGCUGGAGAAAUAAUUGGCUGAUUCCAAUCCUUUCUGUGGUUUCAGCUCUUAAAGAGAUGGAGAGAAGUCAAGUAAGCAUUCAGUGUAGUAUCUCAAAUCAGAGGAAGACCUGUGUCCUUUAGGAACAGGGCUAGAAACUGCUGCGUUAGAGAAGGCAUUUAGGGUUUGGGAUGCAAAGACAGUUUCCCUGCCUAAAGUAGACAUGUCUGCUGCUAGCAUUUCCAAGAGGAAUUGAGCUUUUGAAAACUGUUAUUGGCACUUGGUUGGUGGUGUUGCAGCUGGGACACAGGAUGUAAUCGGACUCAGGAUGCAUCUUUUUUUGUUAAUGGUUGUCACAAUAAUAUUUGUGUUGAUUUUGGUUACUGAAAUCUGUUAGCAGGGCACAUACUUUGUUACAGCAAUGCAGUGGUUCAGUGUAGAAUUGAAAAUCUACCUGUUUAAGCAAAAAGAAAACAGUUUAUAAAAGGGAGAUUAUUGUUCUCCUGCCUGGCUAAUAUUGUGAAGGUGUAUAUUAGCUUUAUUGGGUUCGACAUUCAAAAAGGGAGAAGUGGCCUUUACUUGUAUGAUUGAGAACUGGAAUACAGACAGCACCUCACUUUUUCCAUAGUGGAUGAGACUUUUAGAUGUCCUGGACAAAGUAAAUUUUGUUGCAUGUAUAUUGUGAUGCAGCAAGCAAUGCAGUUAUUGAAGAAAAAAAACAGGGGGCAUUUUUGUUCCUCUUGUGUGGCUCAAGUGCCUGCCCCCGACAGUGAACGUGCUUGGCUUAUUGGGACUGUACUAUAUGUGCUGAAGAUGUGACGCACUUUUACAAUGUGGAACACUCUUAUAGGCCUAACAAUACCAGUCAAUUACACAAAGACUGUUUGGCUUCAUACCAGUGACACUUCCCUGUCUGCCUUCAAAGGAACUAGCUGAUGCAUUGUCAUCUGUGCCACACUGUGAAAGCAUGUGAAAGUCCAGGAAGUGGUCAGUGGUGAAACACGCUUACAGAGCCUUGAGCUUCCCUCAGUGUCCUGCUGUGGACAGGAUGGGCUACCCUCACAGACACAGCCCGCAGAGGCUGUUCUCGGCUCCCGUGAAAUACCAGGUAACCUUUAGCACUGAAGCAGUUGUUUUCAGGAGAAAUAAAGGCACCCAAGAAUUAAUAAUAAUAAUAAUUGCUUAAACUUAUACUGUAUACGUUUCCAGGACACUCCACUCAAAGCUCUUAACAGGUAAUGGGGAUCCCCUCCUCCACCACCAGUGUGCAGCCCCACCUGACUAAUGCGCCGGCAGCCACAAUGCACCAGAACGCUCGCCACACACCAGUUCAGAGAUGGGGAUUAUUAGGAGGCCAUGAUUAGUAAAGGCCAGGAGGAAAUGUGGCCAGGGUAACACCCC
Molecule: messenger RNA, 2571 nt
Organism: Lepisosteus oculatus (spotted gar)
Lineage: Eukaryota; Metazoa; Chordata; Actinopteri; Semionotiformes; Lepisosteidae
Source: RefSeq, a predicted model, not a curated record